Molecule: messenger RNA, 1152 nt
Organism: Musa acuminata subsp. malaccensis (wild Malaysian banana)
Lineage: Eukaryota; Viridiplantae; Streptophyta; Magnoliopsida; Zingiberales; Musaceae
Source: RefSeq, a predicted model, not a curated record
ACUCAUUUCUCUCUGCUAUUCGUCUAUCAAAUUGAUCCUCCCGCCAUAAACCAAAUCCCUCGACGUCUCUGAGAAGAACUAUUCGGAUCCCUAACCAUUGCAGAUUUCCCCUUUUUUUCGCAGUCAUAGAUAUGAAAUCUGGCCUCUUUACAAUUGGUUUCUCCACGAAUAGAAGCUUUGUUCCGCAUGUCAAACAGUUUCCUAUGCUUAAUGGAAAGAUACCUUGGAGCAUCUCUACGUACCAUUCAUUUUCGAAGAAGGUAAAAUCGUGGUCCAACAGAGGAAUACCAAGGAUCAUGUGGCGUAAAUCUCAGAUGAAUUGCUGUCGAUUGGAGUUCAGGAGGCAAGCUGUCUUUAACAGUACUGCAUCCAAUAUUGUAGUGGCAAGCAGGUCUUCUUUAUGUACAUAUAAGGUUGAAGAAGAAACUGAAUCGUCAACAUUGCUUUUGUCUACCAUAGUUAACAAGUGGAAUCAGUUGUAUGUAACAACUAUAACAGGGUUGCUAGCGUGUACUCUUCUAUUUGUGCCAUCAGCUGAGGCAGUUGAUUCCCUCAAGACAUGUUCUUGCCUAUUGAAGGAAUGCAGGGUGGAACUAGCAAAGUGCAUUGCUAACCCUUCUUGCGCUGCAAAUGUUGCAUGUCUGCAAACCUGCAAUGAUAGGCCCGAUGAGACUGAAUGCCAGAUUAAAUGUGGGGACCUGUUUGAGAACAGUGUUGUAGAUGAAUUCAAUGACUGUGCAGUCUCACGUAAGAAAUGUGUUCCAAGAAAAUCAAAUGUCGGAGAGUUUCCUGUGCCCGAUCCAUCUGUUGUUGUCAGAACGUUUAAUAUAUCAGAUUUCAGUGGGAAGUGGUACAUAACAAGCGGCCUAAAUCCUACUUUUGACACAUUUGACUGCCAAUUACAUGAGUUUCACGUGGAAUCAGACAGGCUCGUGGGAAAUUUGUCUUGGAGGAUACGUACACCAGAUAGUGGUUUCUUCACUAGAUCCGCCGUCCAGAGAUUUGUACAAGAUCCUUCGCAGCCUGGGGUACUCUACAAUCAUGACAAUGAGUACCUCCACUAUCAAGAUGAUUGGUAUCUCUCUCGAUUCAUAUAAAUCCAUCUACUGUCAUCCCUAAUUGUUUGCUAUAUGUUCUGUUUGUCACAUGGUG